AUGGGACCUCACCAUCGGAUGGAUGGAAGAGCAGCAACUGCUUGCAAACUGCUCAUAUUAUUCACUGCAUGCAUAAUGCAGGGCAGUUGCCAAGGAUGUGAGCGGGGGCAGUUCCGUUGUGGAAAUGGUCGGUGUAUUCCUGCAGACUGGAGGUGUGAUGGGGCUAGAGACUGCUCGGAUGAUACAGAUGAAGCUGGCUGUCCACAACCUACCUGUGAGGGAAAUCAGUUUCAGUGUCAGACGGAUGGUGAAUGUAUCCCACAUUCAUGGGUUUGUGAUGAUGAGGAAGACUGUGAAGAUGGCUCAGAUGAGCAUCAACAAUGUCCUGGAAGAACAUGCUCAAGUCAGCAGUUCACGUGUUCAAAUGGGCAGUGUAUCCCAAGCACAUACUGGUGUGAUCGAGUGAAGGACUGCACUGAUGGAACAGAUGAAAGAGCCUGCCACUACCCAAGAUGCGAACAGUUAUCGUGUGCAAAUGGAGCAUGUUUUAAUGCAAGCCAGCGAUGUGAUGGCAAAGUUGAUUGCAGAGAUUCUUCUGAUGAAGCUAAUUGCACACAUGGAUGUACCAGUACGCAAUUUCAGUGUGCUAAUGGAGAAUGCAUUCCUCGAGCAUUUAUCUGUGACCAUGAUGACGACUGUGGAGAUAGGAGUGAUGAAAACUCUUGCACAUAUGCAACCUGCAGAGGCAACUUUUUCACUUGCCCAAGUGGCCGUUGCAUUCAUCAAAGCUGGAUAUGUGAUGGAGAUGAUGACUGUGAAGACAAUGAAGAUGAAAGAGGAUGUGAAAGUGGUCGUGAUGAAUGCUACCCAGGAGAGUGGGCCUGUCCUGGAUCAGGGCAUUGCAUUCCAAUUGGGAAAGUGUGUGAUGGAGCUGCAGACUGCCCUGCAGGAGAAGAUGAAACUAACAUCACUGCGGGCAGACAUUGCAACAUAUCACACUGUGCUGCUCUGAGUUGCCAGUAUCGCUGUCAUUCUUCUCCAUCAGGAGGGAUGUGUUAUUGCCCUGCAGGAUAUACAAUAAGCAGCAAUGACAGUCGUACUUGUAUUGAUUUUGAUGAUUGCAAAAUGUGGGGUGUCUGUGACCAGCUGUGUGAAGAUCGUGUGGGACAUCACCAGUGCCACUGUGUAGAAGGUUACUUCCUAGAGCAUCAUCGGCAUUGUCGGGCCAACACUUCAGCUGGUGUGGCAUCAAUUAUUUUUUCCAAUGGCCGUGAUUUACUGAUUGGAGAUCUCCAUGGAAGAAGUUUUCGUACUUUGAUGCAGUCGCAGAAUCGUGGGGUUGCAGUUGGAGUGGACUUUCACUUUUACCUGCACAGAGUCUUUUGGACUGAUACAGUACAAGAUAAGGUUUUUUCUAUUAAUAUUGAUGGCUCUGAUCUCCAAGAAGUUUUAAAUAUUUCAGUUGACACACCUGAAAAUCUAGCAGUGGACUGGAUUAACAAUAAACUGUAUGUGGUCGAGACCAGUGUGAACAGAAUAGAUAUGGUUAACUUGGAUGGAACAAACCGUGUGACUCUUAUUGCUGAAAAUCUUGGAAAUCCUAGAGGAAUAGCUCUGGAUCCAACUGUUGGUUAUUUGUUUUUCUCAGACUGGGAUAGUCUGUCUGGUGAUCCUAAAGUGGAAAGAGCCUUCAUGGAUGGCACAAACCGUCAGGAUUUGAUAAAAACAAAAUUAGGCUGGCCUGCUGGAAUAACUCUGGAUAUUGUAUCAAAGAGGCUUUACUGGGUUGACAGCCGGUUUGAUUACAUUGAGACUGUAACUUAUGAUGGGCUUCAAAGGAGAACAAUAGCUCAUGGAGGCUCACUGGUUCCUCAUCCGUAUGGAAUCACUUUAUUUGAACACAAUGUUUAUUUCACUGAUUGGACCAAAAUGGCAGUGGUGAAAGCUAACAAGUUUUCAGAAUCUAACCCUCAAGUGAUCUACCAGUCUUCACUGAGACCUUAUGGAGUGACAGUUUACCAUGCUGCCCGGCAGCCAUAUGUGAGAAAUCCUUGUGGAAGUAACAAUGGGGGAUGUGAACAGAUAUGUGUUCUCAGCCACAAAACAGAUAACGAUGGACUAGGCUAUCGCUGUAGAUGCAUACUGGGCUUUGAUCUACAUGUAGAUGGACGGCAUUGUGUUGCUGUGCAGCAGUUCUUGCUGUUUUCAUCCCAGCUGGCAGUGCGGGGGAUCCCAUUUAAUCUCUCCACCCAGGAAGAUGUGAUCAUACCUGUAACAGGGAGCCCUUCAUACUUUGUUGGAAUUGACUUCUAUGCUCAGGAUGACACCAUUUUUUUUUCAGACACAAGUAGAGACAUGAUAUAUAAGCAGAAAAUCGAUGGUUCAGGAAGAGAAAUCCUUACAGCUAAUAGAGUGGAAAGUGUUGAAGAUUUGGCCUUUGACUGGAUCUCAAAGAAUCUGUACUGGACAGACCCUCGAUACAGGAGCAUUAGUGUGAUGAGACUGGCAGAUAAAUCUAGGAGAGCUAUUGUUCAGAAUUUAAAUAAUCCUCGAUCAAUAGUGGUUCAUCCUGUCGUUGGAUAUAUAUUCUGGACAGAUUGGUUCCGUCCUGCAAAAAUCAUGAGGGCUUGGAGUGAUGGAUCCCAUGCCUUGCCAAUUGUGAAUACAACACUAGGCUGGCCUAAUGGCCUAGCCAUUGACUGGAGUUCUCUAAGGCUGUAUUGGGUGGAUGCCUUUUUUGACAAAAUUGAGCACAGCACAUUUGAUGGGCUGGACAGACGGACUCUUGAACGCAUUACUCAGAUGACUCACCCAUUUGGCCUUACUAUUUUUGGAGGUUAUGCCUAUUUCACGGAUUGGCGACUUGGAGCAAUAGUUCGUGUGAGGAAGUCUGAUGGAGGAGAAAUGACUAUUAUUAGGAGAGGCAUUAGUAACAUUAUGCAUGUUAAAGCAUACGAUGCUCAUUCCCAAAUAGGUUCUAACUACUGUAAUAGAGGAACAAAUCCAAAUGGAGACUGCAGCCAUUUCUGCUUCCCAGUACCAAAUUUUCAGAGAGUUUGUGGUUGUCCUUAUGGCAUGAAGCUGGCUUCAAAUCAGCUGACAUGUGUUGAAGACCCAUCCAAUGAGCCACCCACCUUACAGUGUGGCUCCUAUUCAUUUUCCUGUGGUAAUGGAAGAUGUGUACCUCUGUACUAUCAGUGUGAUGGUGUUGACGAUUGCCAUGAUAACAGUGAUGAACAGAACUGUGGUUCUUUAAACAAUACAUGUUCUUUAUCAGCUUUUACCUGUGCCAGUGGACAGUGUAUUCCAGGUCGCUGGCGUUGUGAUAAACAUAAUGACUGUUUUGAUGGCAGUGAUGAAUUGCGUUGUCCUACACAAGGACCCUCUUCAUGCUCUGUGAACCAGUUCACCUGUGAUAAUAGAAGAUGUAUUCCUAGGAUCUGGCUAUGUGAUACUGAUAAUGACUGUGGUGAUGGGUCAGAUGAAAAAAACUGCACUUUCACAGGUACUUGUGAACCCAGGCAAUUUCAGUGUCCGGACCAUCGCUGUAUUGACCCGUUUUAUGUCUGUGAUGGAGACAAAGACUGUGUAGAUGGUGCUGAUGAGCAUGAUUGCAUAUAUAACUGCAGUGCCACAGAGUUUAAAUGUCUAAGUGGAGACCAGUGUAUCAGCACUUACUACCAGUGUGAUGGUGUUUUUGACUGUAAUGAUCACUCAGAUGAGACUGACUGCCCUACAAGACCACCAGGGAUGUGCCACCAGAAUGAAUUCCAGUGUCAAUCAGAUGGCAAUUGUGUUCCUUCUAACUGGGAAUGUGAUGGCCAUCUUGACUGUGCAGAUGGCUCAGAUGAACAUCAUAGAUGUCCUGCCAGGACCUGUCCUCCCUCUCUUUUCCGCUGUGAUAAUGGCAACUGUGUCUACCGAGCAUGGAUCUGUGAUGGUGAUAAUGACUGCAGGGAUAUGAGUGAUGAGAGAGAUUGUCCUACUCAACCCUUCCGAUGCCCCAGCUGGCAGUGGCAAUGUCCAGGUCACAGUAUCUGUGUGAAUUUGAGCAAAGUAUGUGAUAAUUCUGCUGACUGUCCUAAUGGAGCUGAUGAAUCACCAUUGUGCAAUGAACCCCAGCCAGAUCAGGAGAGCUGCUCUGACAACAAUGCUGGUUGCACUCAUGAAUGUAUUCAAGGACCCUUUGGAGCUCAGUGUACCUGUCCUGUUGGAUACCAGCUUGCAAAUGACUCCAAGACCUGUGAAGAUAUUAAUGAAUGUGACCCUCCAGGUUUCUGUAGUCAGCAUUGUUACAAUGAGAGAGGAUCUUUUAGGUGUUACUGUGAUGAGGGAUACAUUUUAGAAACCAAUGGGAGGACUUGUAAAGCAGCAGAGUCUGGGAAUCUUCUUUUGCUGGUAGCAAGCCGUAACCAAAUUGUUGUGGACAAUAUCACCUCUCAGUCACACAGUAUUUAUUCUCUGGUUCGGGAUGGGAUCAAUAUUGUGGCUAUUGAUUUUGAUUCAGUCACAGAUCGUAUUUUUUGGUCCGAUACAACACAGGAUAAAAUUUGGAGUGCUUGUCAAAAUGGAACUGACCGAAAAAUAGUGUUUGACAGUGGUGUCACUGUGACGGAAAGUAUAGCAGUGGAUUGGGUAGGUCGCAAUCUUUACUGGACAGACUUUGUUCUGGAAACAAUUGAAGUCUCUAAAAUGGAUGGGAGCCACAGGACUGUGCUGAUUAGUGAAAAUAUAACAAACCCAAGGGGACUAGUGUUAGAUCCCAGAAUUGAUGCACAUGUAAUGUUCUGGACUGACUGGGGCCAAAACCCUAGAAUUGAAAAAGCCAGCAUGGAUGGAAAAAUGCGAACAGUGAUUAUUAACAGUAAAAUCUACUGGCCCAACGGACUCUCCAUUGAUUACCCAAAUAAGCUUCUAUAUUUUGCUGAUGCUUAUCUUGAUUAUAUUGACUUUUGUGAUUACAAUGGAAACAACAGGCGACAGGUGGUUGCAAGUGAUCUGAUAUUGCAGCAUCCACAUGCUCUAACUGUCUUUGAAGAUUUUGUGUACUGGACUGAUCGCUAUACUAAUCGAGUAAUUCGGGCCAACAAAUGGCAUGGAGGAAACCAGACAGUUAUGAUUUAUAACAUUCACCAGCCUUUGGGGCUUGUGGCAGUCCAUCCUGUAAGGCAACCUAGUGAUAUAAAUUCUUGUGCAUCAUCACCCUGUAGCCACCUCUGCUUGCUUUCUUCAUCUGGACCACUUUUCUUUUCCUGUGCUUGUCCUUCAGGAUGGAUGCUUUCUCCUGAUAACAGAAAUUGCAUUAGAGUUGAACACCCUUUCCUUAUUGCUGUAAGAGAUAAUAUAAUUUAUGGAAUUUCUCUGAACCCUGAGGAGAAGACAAAUGAUGCUAUGGUUCCAAUAGCAGGAGUUCAGAAUGGUGUUGAUGUUGACUUUGAUGACUCUGAACAGAUGAUUUAUUGGGUUGAAAAUCCGGGUGAAAUUCACAGAGUGAGGUCAGAUGGAACCAACAGGACAGUUUUUGCUCCAGCAGCUGUUAUUGGUGCUCCUAUUGGUCUGGCAUUGGACUGGAUAUCUGCAAACCUGUAUUACAGUAACCCAGGGACACAGUCAAUUGAGGUUCUGAAGCUGCGUGGUGAUGUAAUGUACAGAAGAACACUGAUUACUAAUGAUGGCACCUCUGUGGGAGCUGGCACACCAAUUGGUUUGACAGUUGAUCCAGCAAGAGGGAAGCUGUAUUGGACAGACCAGGGAACUGACAGUGGAGUCCCAGCAAAGAUUGCCAGUGCAAAUAUGGAUGGAUCAGGCAUACAGACCCUCUUCACUGGCAACCUCGACCAUGUAGAGUUCAUUACUAUUGACAUUAAGGAACAGAAGUUGUACUGGGCUGUCACAAGCACAGGAGUGAUUGAGAAAGGCAAUGUGGAUGGCACAAAUCGUGUGACUCUGGUGGCUCAUCUUUCUCAUCCAUGGGGAAUUGCUGUGUAUGAUACCUUUCUGUACUAUACUGAUCGAGAUUAUGAAGUUAUUGAACGAGUUGACAAGUCCACUGGAGCAAACAAAGUAGUAUUGAGGGAUAACGUCCCGAGACUGAAAUGUCUGCGUGUGUAUUACAGAGACAAUUCUGCUGGUUCUGCAAAUGGCUGCAGUAAUAAUAUUGGAGUUUGCCAACAGCUUUGCCUCCCUUUACCUGGUGGAUUAUUCUCCUGUGCCUGUGCUACCGGCUUUCAGCUGAAUCCUGAUAACAGAACCUGUUCCCCAUACAGUUCAUUUGUAGUUGUUUCUAUGCUUUCUGCAAUCAAAGGAUUUAGUUUAGAAACAACUGAUCACUCUGAAGCCAUGGUACCAUUGGCUGGAAGAGGGCGAAAUGCGCUUCAUGUGGACGUUCACAUGCCUUCUGGUUUCAUUUACUGGUGUGACUUCAGUAGCACAGUCUCUUCUCAGAAUGCAAUACGUAAAAUUAAACCUGAUGGUUCUUAUUUUAGAAAUGUUGUUACAAAUGGAAUAGGAAGAAACGGGAUCCGCGGCAUUGCAAUUGACUGGGUAGCAGGAAAUCUUUAUUUUACAAAUGCAUUCCUGACAGAGACUUUUAUAGAAGUUUUGCGUUUAAACACAACUUACCGCCGUGUUCUGCUUAAAACUACCACAGAUAUGCCAAGGCACAUAGUAGUUGACCCAAAAAACAGAUAUCUGUUCUGGGCAGAUUAUGGGCAAAAUCCGAAGAUAGAACGUGCAUUUCUUGACUGCACCAACAGAACAGUUCUUGUGUCUGAGGGUAUUGUUACACCUCGUGGGUUGGCCGUUGAUCACAGCAAUGGCUACAUUUACUGGGUGGAUGAUUCCUUAGACAUGAUUGCAAGAAUUCAGCCUGAUGGUGGUGAUAUUGAAAUUGUGCGUUAUGGCAGUCGCUAUCCAACUCCUUAUGGUAUCACUGUCUUUGGAAAUUCUAUGAUCUGGGUGGAUCGGAACCUGAAAAAAAUCUUCCAAGCCAGCAAGGAGCCAGGCAAUACUGAUCAGCCAACUGUAAUACGAGACAACAUUAAUUGGCUAAGAGAUGUUACCAUUUACAACAGUAAUUUCCAGUUGCGCUCACCCCUUGACGUCAACAACAAUCCUUGUUUGGACAAUAAUGGAGGCUGUUUUCAUCUGUGUUUUGCCCUGCCUGACUUGCAGACACCCAAGUGUGGCUGUGCUUUUGGAACACUAGGCAGUGAUGGCAAGAGAUGUUCCAUUUCAACUGAUGAUUACCUGAUUUUUGCUCUUGAGAAUGCACUCAGAAGUAUCCACCUAGAUCCUGAAAAUCACAGUCCUCCCUUCCGCACGGUCAAUGUGUUAAGAACUGCAGUGGCUCUGGAUUUUGACAGCAUAAACAACCGAAUCUAUUUUACACAAAGUUAUCCUUCAAGGACAGGAAGGAUCAGUUAUGUUAGUAUUUCCUCAGGAAUUGGCUCUCCAACUGUAGUUGCAUCUGACCUGGGGACUCCAGAUGGCAUAGCCUUUGACUGGAUCAACAACAGAGUUUACUACAGUGACUAUCUCAAUCAGACCAUCACCUCAAUGGCUGUGGAUGGAUCUAACCGCACAGUGAUUGCCCGGGUUCCACGACCAAGAGCCAUUGUUUUAGAUCCCUGCAGAGGGUAUAUGUACUGGACUGACUGGAGUUCAAAUGCGAAGAUAGAACGAGCUACACUUGGAGGAAACUUCAGAACAGCUAUUGUGAGCACUAAUUUGGUAUGGCCAAAUGGGCUUACUCUGGACUAUGAAGAGCAGCAGCUAUAUUGGGCUGAUGCAAAUCUGCAGAAGAUUGAGCGAUGUACCCUCACUGGUACAAAUCGUGAGGUAAUUGUUAGCACUGCUCUUCAUCCAUUCGCAAUGACACUGUUUGAUCAGCACAUAUAUUGGACAGACUGGAACACACGAAGCAUUUACCGAGCUAAUAAGUAUGACGGUUCAGAUCAGAUAGUAAUGAUCAUGAAUCUUCCACAAAGACCGAUGGAUAUUCAUGUUUGGGCAAAAAGUAAGCAGCAGCGUUGUACCAACCCUUGCAACCAGUUCAAUGGUGGCUGCAGUCACAUCUGCGCACCAGGUCCAGCUGGUGCAGAAUGUCAGUGCCCCUCUGAAGGUCGCUGGUAUUUAGCCAAUAAUAACAAGCACUGUAUUGUGGAUAAUGGUACCAGGUGUGAUACUGGUUUCUUCACUUGCCUUAAUGGGCAAUGUAUCUCUGAGCGAUGGAAAUGCGACAAUGACAAUGACUGUGGUGACGGCAGUGAUGAGUUGGAAAGUGUGUGUGCUUUCCAUACUUGUCAGCCAACAGCUUUUACCUGUGGUAAUGGGCGAUGUGUGCCCUACCAUUACCGCUGUGAUCACUACAAUGACUGUGGAGACAACAGCGAUGAGGCUGGCUGCUUAUUCCGAACUUGUGACUCCCACACAGAAUUUACUUGCAAUAAUGGCAGAUGUAUCUCUCUUCAGUAUGUCUGCAAUGGAGUAAACAACUGUUACGAUAAUGGCACAUCAGAUGAGAGAAAUUGCCCGGACCGCACGUGUCAGUCUGGUUUUACAAAAUGUCAAAGCACAAAUAUUUGCAUUCCUCGAACAUAUCUGUGUGAUGGUGAUAAUGACUGUGGAGAUAUGAGUGAUGAGAGCCCUACUCACUGUGUCUCACUGACUUGCACAAAUAAUGAAUUUCGUUGUACAUCGGGACGUUGUAUUCCUGCUCAUUGGUACUGUGAUCAAGGAAUAGACUGUGCAGAUGGCUCUGAUGAACCUGCUUCUUGUGUGCCCCAAAUGCGGACUUGUUCACGUGACCAGUUCACGUGUGAUGAUGGCAGAUGUAUCCCAGCAACAUGGAUCUGUGAUGGUGAUAAUGACUGUGGUGAUAUGAGUGAUGAGGAUCAAAGACAUAAUUGUGCAAACCGCAAUUGCACUGCAGCAGAGUUCACGUGUGUCAACAAUCGACCCCCACUCAGGAGGUGCAUUCCUCGGGCAUGGAUCUGUGAUGGUGAUGCUGACUGCGCUGAUGCAUUUGAUGAACACCAGAACUGCACACGAAGAUCUUGCACAGAAAAUGAAUUUAGUUGUAGUAAUGGCCUGUGUAUCCGAAGCACGUACAGAUGUGACAGGCGGAAUGACUGUGGUGACAGCAGUGAUGAAAGGGGAUGCAUCUAUGAACCAUGUCAACAUCAUCAGUUUACUUGUCAAAAUGGGCGCUGCAUUUCCAAGGCCUACAUCUGUGAUGGGGAUAAUGACUGUGGUGAUGAAUCUGAUGAGCUGGAACAUCUCUGUAGUACACCAGAAGCGACCUGUGCUCCCCAUCAUUUUAAAUGUGACAAUGGAAACUGCAUCGAAAUGGUUAAAGUCUGCAAUCGGUUGGAUGAUUGUUUAGAUAAUAGUGAUGAAAAAGGAUGUGGUAUAAAUGAAUGCAGUGACCCUUCAAUCAGUGGAUGUGAUCAUGACUGUACAGACACACAUACAAGUUUCUACUGUUCUUGUCACCCUGGAUACAAACUUAUGUCUGAUAAACGAACUUGUGAUGAUAUUGAUGAGUGCAAUGAAACUCCAUCAGUAUGUAGCCAGAUUUGUGAGAACACAGCUGGCUCCUACAUCUGUAAGUGUGCCCCAGGCUAUAUCCGGGAGCCUGAUGGAAAAAGUUGCCGGCAAAAUAGUAAUAUCUCCCCAUACCUUAUUUUUAGCAACCGUUACUAUCUGAGAAAUCUCACAGCAGAUGGCCAGUCUUACUCUCUCAUUUUGCAAGGACUGAGAAAUGUGGUGGCACUGGACUUUGACAGGGUGGAAAAGAGGUUGUACUGGAUUGAUGUGGGGAGAAGGGUCAUUGAACGAAUGUUCCUAAAUGGAACAAAUAAGGAGGCAGUGAUAAGUGAUGAUGUGCCCAACGGGGAAGGUAUCGCUGUUGACUGGGUUGGCAGAAAAUUGUACUGGGUGGAUGCCUACAAAGAUUGUCUCUAUGUCUCUGAACUUGAUGGAAGAUUCCGUAAAAAACUGGUGGAUCGGUGUGUGGAUGCCAAUAACACUUUCUGCUUUCAGUACCCCAGAGCAAUUGUUGUUCAUCCAAAAUAUGGACAGGUUUACUGGACAGACUGGGCAGAUCGAGCCUAUAUUGGACGAGCAGGCAUGGAUGGCAAGGAGAAGAUGGUGAUUAUCUCAACAAAGUUAGAGUGGCCCAAUGGACUUACCAUAGAUUACACCAAUGACAAGCUCUACUGGGCAGACGCCCAUCUAAAUUACAUUGAGUUCUCUGACCUGGAUGGACAUCAUCGUCACACAGUAUAUGAUGGGACUUUGCCUCAUCCAUUUGCAAUUACAGUUUUUGAAGACACUAUAUAUUGGACUGACUGGAACACAAGAACAGUUGAAAAGGGAAAUAAAUAUGAUGGGUCUGACAGGACUGUUCUUGUGAACACCACUCACAGGCCAUUUGACAUUCAUGUCUACCAUCCAUACAGACAGCCAUUUGUUAAUAACCCUUGUGGCACCAAUAAUGGUGGUUGUUCCCAUCUUUGUCUGAUAAAAGCUGGUGGUCAAGAUUAUUCCUGUGAAUGUCCUGAUAACUUCAUGAUAGUGCAGUUUGGCAAUACAGCUCACUGUCUUCCAAUGUGCUCUAGCACUCAGUUUCUCUGUGCAGACACUGAGAGGUGUAUUCCUAUCUGGUGGAAAUGUGAUGGACAGAGAGACUGUCGAGAUGGCUCUGAUGAGCCCCCUACCUGUCCACACCGAUACUGUCCUGUUGGUCAGUUCCAGUGUAAUGAUGGGAACUGCACAAGUCCCCAUUUCUUGUGCAAUACCCAGCCAGAUUGCCAUGACAGAUCAGAUGAAGACCCUGUACUUUGUGCUAAUCAUCAGUGUGAAACUCAUCAGUGGCAGUGUGCCAAUAAACGAUGCAUCCCAGAAGCCUGGCAGUGUGAUAGAGAGGAUGACUGCGGUGACAACUCUGAUGAAGACAGCACUCACUGUGCCAGUAGAACCUGUCCCCCAGGCCAAUUUAAAUGUGACAAUGGCCGCUGCAUCCCGCAGUCUUGGAAGUGUGAUGUGGAUGACGAUUGUGGUGAUAACUCUGAUGAGCCAUUCCAUGAAUGCAUGGGCCCUGCCUAUCGGUGUGACAAUCACACACAAUUCAGUUGUAGAACUAACUACCGAUGCAUACCGUUGUGGGCAGUGUGCAAUGGGAAUGAUGACUGCAGAGACAACACUGAUGAACAAGGCUGUGGUAUGUCACUUCAACAUAACUUUGUACGGCAAAUUGUCUAUACUGCAGAGGAGAUGACUUGCAGUCCUGUUGGGGAUUUCCGCUGUGACAAUCAUAGAUGUAUCCCACUGCGCUGGAAGUGUGAUGGAGAUAAUGACUGUGGGGAUAACUCUGACGAACGCAGCUGCAGUCCUCGUGAGUGCACAGAAAGUGAAUACCGCUGUGACAAUUUGCGCUGCAUACCUUCCCGGUGGAUCUGUGAUCACGAUGAUGACUGUGAAGACAAUUCAGAUGAACGUGACUGUGAGCUGAGGACCUGCCACCCAGGUUACUUCCAGUGUAAUAGUGGACACUGUGUUGCAGAGCGCUUCAGAUGUGAUGGAAAUGCAGACUGCCUUGAUUUCUCUGAUGAAGCAACUUGUCCAACACGGUAUCCAAAUGGUACAUACUGUCCACCCAUGCUGUUUGAAUGUAAAAACCAUGUCUGUAUCCAGCCAUACUGGAAAUGCGAUGGUGAUAAUGACUGUGGAGAUGACUCUGAUGAAGAACUUCACCUUUGCUUGGAUAUUGCUUGUGAAUCCCCAUUCCGUUUCCGAUGUGAAAACAAUCGCUGCAUAUAUAGUCACGAGCUGUGCAACCAGGAGGAUGACUGUGGAGAUGGAAGUGAUGAGAAAGAGGAACACUGUAGAGAACCGACCCAUAGACCUUGUACAACUGAAGAAUUCAAGUGCAGUAAUGGAAAUUGCAUUCCCUUGCAUUAUGUCUGUGACAAUUAUGAUGACUGUGGGGACCAUUUUGAUGAAAUGGGCUGCAAUCCUGGAACAGAGCGAACUUGUGCAGAAAAUAUCUGUGAACAUAACUGUACCAACCUGAAUGAAGGAGGCUUUAUCUGUUCCUGUAGGCCAGGGUACAAGGCCAGUGAAACUAACCGAAACUCUUGUGAUGAUAUCAAUGAGUGUGAGAUCUUUGGAACAUGCACCCAGAACUGCAAGAAUUCCAAAGGAAGCUAUGAAUGUUUCUGUGCAGAUGGCUUCAGGUCUGUGGGUGAUCAACAAGGGAAACAGUGUGCAGCUAACGGUAAUCCUCCAUUGUUACUGCUGCCAGAUAAUGUGCGGAUUCGAAGAUACAAUAUCUCAUCAGAACAGUACUCUGACUAUAUUGAUAACCAGGAACGCAUCCAAGCUCUGGAUUAUGACUGGGAUCCUGAAGGGAUAGGCCUGAGUAUUGUGUACUUCAGCAUUCUGGGACAGGGUUCUGAGUUUGGAGCCAUCAAACGUGCUUAUCUGCCCACAUUUGACAGCAGUAGGAACAAUCCUACAAAGGAAGUUGACUUGAAUCUCAAAUACAUAGUUAAUCCUGAUGGGUUAGCCGUUGACUGGGUUGGAAGACAUCUUUACUGGACUGAUUCAGGGACUAAUCGCAUAGAGGUGGCGAAAUUAGAUGGACGGUACAGAAAAUGGCUUAUCUUUUCUCUACUGGAUCAACCAGCAGCUAUUGCUGUCAAUCCAAAACAGGGGCUCAUGUAUUGGACUGACUGGGGAAGGCAGCCAAAGAUUGAAUGUGCCUGGAUGGAUGGACAACAAAGACAAACUCUGGUCUCUGAAGACCUUGGCUGGCCAACAGGUCUUUCUAUUGAUUAUUUGAACAAUGAUAGGAUCUACUGGAGUGAUUCUAAAGAAAAUAUUAUUGAAUCCAUGAGACCUGAUGGGACAGACAGAACCAUAGUAUUACAUGGAGAAGUAGGCAGUCCAUACAGCCUUGACGUCUUUGAAGGCCACUUAUAUUGGAUAGCUAAAGAACGAGGAGAAGUCUGGAAGAAAGAUAAAUUCGGAACUGGAGAAAAAGUGAAAGUGCUGACUGUAAAUCCAUGGCUUACUCAAGUGCGCAUCUAUCACCAGCACAGAUACAAUCAGUCGGUGCCUAGUCCCUGUAAAGAUGUUUGCAGCCACCUGUGCUUGUUGAGACCAGGAGGGUACACCUGCAGUUGUCCUCAAGGGACUCGAUUCAUAGAAGGCAGCAGCACAGAGUGUGAUGCAGCUAUUGAAUCCCCUCCUACAAUGCCACCAGCAUGCAGGUGCAUGUAUGGAGGAACAUGCUAUAUAGAUGAAAGUGGUCUUCCAAAAUGCAAGUGUUCUUAUGGCUACACUGGGAAUUAUUGUGAAAUAGGAUUGUCCAAGGGAGUGCCUCCUGGAACAACAGCAGUAGCAGUAUUGCUGACAGUCAUACUAAUCUUAAUAAUUGGAGUGUUAGCAGUUGGAGGCUUCUUUAACUACAGACGAACAGGCUCCCUUUUACCAGCGCUUCCCAAACUACCAAGUUUAAGCAGUCUUGUAAAAUCUACUGAAAAUGGCAAUGGAGUAACUUUCAGAUCUGGAGCAGAUGUGAGCAUGGACAUAGGAGUCUCUGGCUUUGGAGGAGACUCUGCUAUAGACAGAGCGAUGCAAAUGAAUGAAAACUUUGCAGUGGAGUCAGGGAAACAGCCGAUCACAUUUGAAAAUCCAAUGUAUGCAACCAGAGAUGGUGGAGCCAGCACAGCCAGUGCAGUUACAGUUGUUCAACCAACUCAAGUAGCAGUAACUAGUGGUAAGGAAAAUGAAAAUUUUGAAAAUCCUGUGUAUGCCUCUGUGAUUUCUACUACUCCAAAAGAACCCUCUCAGAGUACAGCUGCACCUCAGGAAUCAAAGUGGAAUUUCUUCAAGAGAAAAAUGAAGCAAAACACUAAUUUUGAAAACCCAAUAUAUGCAGAGAUGGAGAAGGAACAACAACAGGACACAGAAAACGUCCCUACUCCUUCUCCGCCUCCCAAGAUUACACUGAAGAGAGACCAACCAUUAUCUUACACAGCAACGGAAGACACAUUUAAAGACACCGCCAAUCUUGUUAAAGAGGACUCUGUGGUAUAA
Molecule: messenger RNA, 14046 nt
Organism: Indicator indicator
Lineage: Eukaryota; Metazoa; Chordata; Aves; Piciformes; Indicatoridae
Gene: LRP2
Product: LDL receptor related protein 2
Exons: 80
Coding region: 1-14046 (4681 amino acids)
Molecular function (GO): protein binding; calcium ion binding
Source: RefSeq, a predicted model, not a curated record